GGGGCACAACUGUGGGCAUUGAUACUUGUCAACUUGGCAUUAAUAAGCGAGUGAAGAAAUCCGUCAAAGAAGGGACGAUGGCGAGAGGUGGUCGAAGUCUGCGGAGAGUAGCCGAGUGCAUUAAACAACUCCCUUCUGCAGCUGGCCGGGAAAUACAGACUAGGAACAACGUGAGAUACCUGUCAUCAUGCGGGAUCCUGAUGACCCGUGUACCCCCCCUGCUGGGUGCAGCCAUGCCAGGCCGUGGCAUCCUGUUGCCUGCCCGCAGCUUCUUUAACCUCGCUGAUUCGUUCUCCAAGAGGAAGGAGUAUUCAGAGAGGCGCAUCAUCGGGUAUUCCAUGCAGGAGAUCUAUGACGUGGUGGCCGGGGUGGAAGACUACCGCCUCUUUGUGCCCUGGUGUAAGAAGUCUGAUGUGGUGUUCAAGCGAGCUGGAUUCUGCAAGGCCAAACUAACUGUAGGCUUUCCACCUGUGGUGGAGAAUUACACCUCCCUGGUCACUACAGUCCGCCCCCACCUGGUCAAGGCGUCCUGUUCAGAGGCCAAACUGUUCAACCACCUGGAGACGGUGUGGCGUUUCAGCCCCGGCCUCCCCGGCUACCCUCGUACCUGCACUGUGGACUUUGCUAUCUCCUUUGAGUUCCGGUCCCUCCUCCACUCCCAGCUGGCUCACGUCUUCUUCGACGAGGUGGUGAAGCAGAUGGUUUCGGCGUUUGAGCGCCGCGCCUCCAAGGUAUACGGCGCAGAGACGGUCAUCCCCCGCGAGCUCAUGUUCCACGAGAUUCACCACACGUAGCGUCUCCCACCACUGCACAAACACAUGAAAUCCACGAGACAGACACAACGAUCAACGCCUAAUGCCAGAGAGAAACAUGAGGGAGAGAGGAGGAGUGUUAGAGAGGAUGAAGAGGAAAACUGAAACCUGCAGUGCCUUUCUCACAACCAAGACCAAAGUUAUUCCCAACUAUUUCCUUUCUCACAUUUUAGCCCUGAUGUUCAGCUUUUUUUAGUUCAUGGUGACACAUCACACUGGACACUUCAAAUACGGUGUGUGUGUUUGAUUCCCACUUUGUUUAUUGUCUUUCUCUCCAGUGGCACAGAGUUCAGGUUAUAUGUUAUCAAUAUAUAUUGUCAAAUUUUGUAGGAGAGAAGGGAGUGGUGUUUAAAGGUAAAUCUUCUGUUCCUUUGCCCAUAUAUUAGUUUUAUUUUGAAGCAUCGUGCGAGAAGUGUGUGUGCAUUUCAGGGUUGGAAACCCGAUUUAGGUGAUGCUUUGUGUUCACCUGAAGUCACAGCGGGAGUUUCACGUGUCAGCCAGUUAAUUGCUCGUCUCAGGUCCACACGUGACCUCGUGUAACAUAAGGAUAGAAAAUUCCUUAACAAGGUCGACCUCAUUACAUGUACAGGUCCAUGUGGAACCUCAAGGAUCAGCUGGCCCACAUCUGAUGUGAGUGGGAAAGGAUUAUAGGUGAGAGCUUGACUCAGCUGUGAUCAGUUAGAAAGUGCUCGACAUGAAGUAAUGCCUGGCGGCAGAGGACUCACUUUGGAGUGUGUUCUGCUCUACAGCUUGUCACACACUCCUCUCUGCAGUGAUUCCACUUCUCCUGAUUUUAUGUUGUCAUGUUGUAAAAGGACAGGAAAAGAUCACGUUUGCCGAGCUGGAACCAGACCAUGUUGGCAGUUUUGCCAGUAAUGUUGGUCAGUGAUUCAUUUACUGUCGAUCGUGUCAGUGAUUAUUUGUGGCAGCUCUACAAGAGUGUGAAACCACAUUUGUCAUUCAAACACUGGUUACAGCAGUGCAGCACACUAAUGAGAGCAGUUUGUUUGGGAACCUUUGUGGUUCAAUGAAAACAAGAACUAUCAUUUGUGGAGACGUAGACGGGCAGAGGUUACAGCUGAGCUGGAUCAACACUCAUGGAUUAUGUUGCUAUGCUGCUUCAGCUUGAUCCAGAGGAAGGCAGAGGUUACAGCACUGAGACCAGGAUCCAGAUAGUAUCAUGGGCGGACUGGGACCAAAAAUCGGCCCUGGCAUUUUGGACCAGUAAAUAUAUAUAUAUAUCGGGACUUUUCGGCCCAAAUAGCACGUCGGCCCACCGGGCAAAUGCCCGGUAUGCCAGAUUGCCAGUCCGUCCCUGGAUAGUAUUAAGACCUCCAUGAUGACUUGAUCAGGCACAAAGCAUCUAAAGAAAAGAAUGUCUAAAUUCACGCCGUAACUCUGCCCCUCCACGUCUCACCACACACCACUUACUGUACAUUAUGAGAGUAUCUGAUCAGAUUAAAGGGCAGAGGCAGUGACACUGUGGGUCACAGAGGAUGUAUUAUGGCUGCAGGUAGAUGUAGUAACUAUACUGUAAACACACACACCUUUAUGGGGUGCUAAACUUUCAUUGUUCUUUAUUUCUCAGUAGGAGACGCUGUCUGUUUUUCUUUACAAUGUUACACAUGCUGCACUCUCGUCAUUAUUAAGGGAGCCACGCUGGACAUGAGAGUUGCUAAAUGAAACGGCAAAGUGUGCAAUAUCAGCGGUGUAAGUGUUAAGCGAGCGUGUAUACUCACUGUGUAUAUAAGGGCCCAAAGUGGCUGGCUAGGCAGAGGCCGGGUCGCACACCUUGACCUGUGCUGUCAGUCACAUGCUGUCACAGUGAGCUAUCUGCCACUAACUGUCUAACCCACACUCACUCACAGAGUGCCUCCCAGCCUGCUGGCAGCGUAUUUAUCUUUAUUUUGAAACAUUAUACUCUUUUAUCAUAUUUAUUAGUCUCAGUGUAAAUAUUGGUUUGAAGAUGACGUAAGAAAGACCUGUACACUGUUUUUAAAGACUGAUGUGUAAGUUUGGGAUGGGAAGAGGACUUGUGUAAAUGGUGUUUGUGUUGAAAGAUGUACCGAUUGCAUGAUUUAUAAACUAUUUUUUAUAAAAAA
Molecule: messenger RNA, 2914 nt
Organism: Larimichthys crocea (large yellow croaker)
Lineage: Eukaryota; Metazoa; Chordata; Actinopteri; Sciaenidae
Gene: coq10b
Product: coenzyme Q10B
Exons: 5
Coding region: 78-794 (238 amino acids)
Biological process (GO): cellular respiration
Cellular component (GO): mitochondrion
Molecular function (GO): ubiquinone binding
Source: RefSeq, a predicted model, not a curated record